Candida albicans SC5314 is the source of this 1344-nucleotide messenger RNA. RefSeq names its product steryl deacetylase. The transcript has a single exon. NCBI's taxonomy places the organism in Eukaryota, Fungi, Ascomycota, Pichiomycetes, Serinales, Debaryomycetaceae. The record is from RefSeq and is a predicted model, not a curated record. Bases 1 to 1344 code for a protein of 447 amino acids.
AUGGGGCAUCUAGAAUAUAAAUUGAUUGAAAUUUGUCUUCAAUUUCAAUAUCAAUUAAUUAAAACUUCAAUUGAAUUCAUCAAAACACUCCUGACACUAUUUAUUAUGAUUUCCUUAAGGGCAGUAAUCGCACUUAUUCUUUUACCACUUAAUUUAUUAUUUGUUUUAAUCAAAUAUCCAUUUUUCGGGGGUGUAAACCCUAUAUACAAGAAUGAUUUGGUCAAUUCCUUGAAAUUAACCGUUUAUCAAGCAUUAAUCAAUUUCCCACUUGAUGAUGUUCAUAUUUUUUCAAUAAUUUCUGCUGAAUUUGUUAUCAAUAAAGCUGUUGGUAAAUUAUAUCCUGGUUUAACAUCAAAAUUACCAAAUUAUGGUAAAAAAUUUGAUAAACAAAGUUUUUGGCUCGUUGAAAAACCAAAUAGAAAACCCGAUGAUCCAGUAUUGAUUUAUUUACAUGGUGGUGGUUAUUUCCUUGGUCUUGUUCCUCAACAAAUUGAAUCUUUAGUGACAACUUAUCAUUUAUUAGACCCGGUAAAACGUGAAAAUUUAUCCAUUUUAGUAUUGGAUUAUAAUUUAACUUGUCAAGGUUAUCCAAUUCCUCAUCAAUUGUCUCAAUUAGUUGAAACUUAUACUAAUUUAGUCAAAGAAGGUGGUAAAAACUUUUUAUUAAUGGGUGAUUCUGCUGGUGGUAAUUUAGCUAUAACUUUCACUCAAUAUUUAAGAUUAUCAAAUAGUUCAAAUUUACCAUAUCCAAAAUCUUCUAUUUUGAUUAGUCCUUGGGUGAAAUUAAUUGCUGAAACUUAUCAAAACACUCCAGGGCAUUCAUAUUAUAAUUAUUCAUCGGGUGAUGUGACUCAAUAUGAUACAUUAUCUGGUGCUGAAGUAUAUCAACAUAUUCUUGGUACUGAAACUAAACUUAAUUCCUUAACUGUCUCUCCAGGUAAUUGUCCAUAUGAUUCCAAAGAUUGGCAAGAUAUUCCAACUUAUAAUCAACCAGGUCAUUCUGUGUUUGUACUCGCUGGAGAACAUGAAACUUUCCGUGAUGAUAUUUUGGAAUGGUCUAAAUAUGCAUUGAAUUAUCCUCUUGAUGAAUUGGAUUUCCAAGAUUCUAAUGGUGAAUUUAAUCCUAAAGUUCAUAAAUAUAUUAGAAAUGAUGAGAACUCGGCUUAUAUUGAUGUUACUAUUGUUCCUUGGGGUGCUCAUGAUUUUUUAUUUUUUGAACAUACAUUGAUUGGCAAAUUGAAACUGGAACCUAGUUUGAAACUUCAAUCAAUUAAUAAAAGGAAAUAUUUUGGUACUACAAGUGUUGUCAAUUUCCUUAACACUGUAUUACCAGGAGAAAAUUAA